Molecule: messenger RNA, 300 nt
Organism: Paracoccidioides brasiliensis Pb18
Product: DNA-directed RNA polymerase II core subunit RPB9
Exons: 2
Coding region: 1-300 (99 amino acids)
Biological process (GO): maintenance of transcriptional fidelity during transcription elongation by RNA polymerase II; DNA-templated transcription; transcription initiation at RNA polymerase II promoter
Cellular component (GO): RNA polymerase II, core complex
Molecular function (GO): DNA-directed RNA polymerase activity
Source: RefSeq, a predicted model, not a curated record
AUGUCUUCCCCUAGCUCCUCCAAUGGUGACGACCAGUCCCAGAACGUCGGUCAAAUCCAUUUCCGCUUCUGUCGUGAAUGUUCCAACCUCCUCUACCCAAAAGAAGACCGCGCCUCCAACAAGCUCAUGUACACCUGCCGAACCUGCCACGUCGGCGAACCGGCUACCUCCCCCUGCGUCUUCCAGAACAAGCUCAAUACCCAAGUCGGCGAUACGGCUGGCGUGACUCAGGAUGUGGGAUCGGAUCCUACGGUUGGUUUUUCCUUGUGUACUUUGUGCGGAGAGGAGAGUGAGGAGUAG